Marchantia polymorpha subsp. ruderalis is the source of this 3709-nucleotide messenger RNA. Lineage: Eukaryota; Viridiplantae; Streptophyta; Marchantiopsida; Marchantiales; Marchantiaceae. The record is from the annotation of a GenBank genome assembly.
UUGCCUUCGAUGUGAGUUUUGCCAGAGAAUGCGAGGUUUUACUUAAAUAGAUAGCAAGCUCGAGAGGUCCAGAUCUGGACUGGUGCUGUGCACAAUUUGUGUUUCGAGAAGGCACCAUUCCGCUGGCUCGGUCUGGUUUUAAUUUCAUGAUGCGGAGAUCCAGACCCAUGUCAGCGGUACACCUGUGAACAAGCGGCUAUCUGUAUGGAUCCAGCCUCAAUUUUGGACCUGAGUACUUACUACACAGGUCAUCCUAGCUCUUGAAUUAGCACCUCGGGCGCCUUAGGACUGCUCGACCAAUCUGGUCAGACCAGCAAGCCAGAAUCCGGCGGUAGAGGUCUUUGAAUUCGGCAGGGGCCAUGGAAUCGGAGGCGAGAGAUGUUUCCGACGAGCAGAGCGACACUUGCGAUGAUUUCCAGUUCGAAGUUAUACCGAGUUCUGUUUGGGACGGCAAGCUGUCUCUCCUGAGCAGUCAUUACUUCAUCGUGACGCAGCCAGAUGCAGGAUACGACCUGCAGAAAUGGCCUCCACUGGCAAGAGUGCUGCUGUUUUUGAUGCUCAGGCUGAAGCCCGAGCCUCUGUACAAUCCGGAUGAGAUUCCCUCAACCAUCGAGGAUCUGAAUCUGGACGAGCUCGAGCAGUUGAUCGACGACUCAUCGGAACUAGACAUAGAAUACCACGAGGAAGAGAUUUGCGAAAUCAUAGGACGGGUUCUCUCGCGACGGCCAUUUCCAAAGCUGGAGAAGCUGAUGCUCCGCGAGGAGAAGCAAUGCCGCAGCGUAUUGUACAGCCUGACGGCCGGGCACAUUCCCAACCUGUCGUCUCUCACUCUCUUGGACUUGUGCAUGGGAGCAGAGGAAAUCGAUCUCCUCGUCAAAGCCAUCGACCUCGGUCACUUGUCGAAGCUGACGAACCUCGUGAUCGACGACAACGGAUUCGGCAACGAGAUUAUCUGCGCUCUCGGGAGAGCUGCAGAGAGGGGAGACUUCCAAAAUUUAGAGGUCCUCAGGUUGACGCAAGCUUGGAGAUCCUGGACAUGGCUCGCAGGAGAAUACGGGUCUCUCUACGAGACGGAAGAGGUGGCAGCGCCCCAAGCGCCGCAAGCGGUCGAAGCGAAGGUCGAGGACGUCGACAAGGGCAAGGGAGAGGCGGAGGAGCUGGAGGAGGGCGUGGACCCUGACCAGGAAACGGACGAGACUGCGAGGCUGCCCGGCUGCGAGGAGGACUCGAUCCUGCCGAGCAUCGAGCAGCUGAAGAGGGAUGUGGGAGACGAAGGAGCCAAGGCGAUCGCCAAGGGGCUCAAGGCGGGCAAAUUGGAUUCGCUCAAGGCCCUGGAUCUGUGCAUUCUGAGCGACACCAUCACGGCCAUAGGCGUGAGCGCGCUGUCGACCGUCUUCGAGGAAGGUCACGUCGGCGUCCUGAACACUCUCCAGCUCGUGCACACCAAACCUUCGACAUCGAUCUCGAAGAAAGGGGCGGAAGCCGUGGCCAGAACUCUGACGGCGGGGCACGUGACGCAUCUGGAAGAGCUCAUGCUCGGGGGCUUCGAGUCCGGAGCGGCCAUCACCAGCGCGCUGGAAUCGUGCCCCUUCCCGGCCCUCAAGACGCUUCGGCUCGUGGACACGAACUUGAGGGCGGACGAGGGGCUGAGCAUCGGGCGGGCGAUCAUGAAAAACCAUCUCCCCUCGCUCUCGAUCCUCGAUCUCAAGGACAGCGUGCUCGGGGUCGAGGGCUUGACGGGCCUGACGGCGGGCUUCGAGUCCGGGAACGCGGCGAGUUUGUACAUUCUGCAUCUGCUGCUGCGGAGCGACGACGAGGUGAUCGCCGUGGCCAAAGCGCUGGCCGGGAACCAUCUGCCGAAUCUUGACACGCUGGAGGUGCAAGGGCUGAUCUGUACGUUCGGGAGCAAGGGCGCACAGGCUUUGGUCGAGGCGUACAGGGAGAACAGCGCUCUGCACGCCAAGCUGGAGAUGUCGUGGCCCAUGGGCAAGCCGUGGUACAAAGCGUGGAGCGAAAUCUGGGAGAACAACUACUACGCGUGGCGCGGCAUCGACCGAAGCCGAAUCACGCACUGCUGCAUACGCAAGCCUCGCGACGAGGGCGAGUGCGGAGUCAGCUGCCACGCCAGCGACUGCGAGGGCGAAAAGAACGAGGACGACCUUGCGUCGGAAUGCGCCACGACCGUCGAUCAGACCGCGUUCGAGAUCGAUGCCAACGAAAUCGUGGCGACCAAUUUUGUUCCGGACAAAGACGGGGCGAGCAGCGCCAACGGCACCGCCGCGCAGAAGAAAUAGCUCUCCAUCCAUGUUCGUCCGUCCGGCGGCUCCAACGCUGUAGGAGCUAUUACUUUCCCGGUGGACCCGGUCGGUAGCCUGGAGCUCGGCGAGUAUCGAGGGAUCGCACGGUGACCGACAUCGCCGGCAGAGCGGACUCAGUCCCCGGAUCCGUGCUCGCGCUGUGGCUGAUGCUGAAAGGGAGAUCGUGCUUUCAUUUCCCGCCCCCCAACGUGGUCGGUCUCGUGCCCGUGGUUUCCAAUGUAGAUCUGACCACAGUAGACUGUGCUGUACGUAGUGCGGCAAGUACGAUGUAUGAAAAUGAAAGAUACAUAAAAUCGGAUUUACCAUCGGAUAUUGACUGGAACUUUAAGUCCGAAACCGCUCGCCUUCCAAAACCUCCAUAUUGUUUCAGAAUCCGGAAGUUCUCGAUCCCUCGUAGAGCCGAGCCAUCAGUGUCUCGAGUGUGGUACAAGCAGAGAGUGCCGGAAAGGAGAAAUCAUUUCAGUUCCAUUUUCAAGGCCAUCGCUGUAAUGAUAGAAGAUCGAAACCUCGCAACGAGUACAAUUACUACAUCUCCUGCUGGCCCAAAGAAUCAGAAAUGUGUUUAGUACUUGUCGAUAGAGAUUUUAGAAAUACUUCGUUUGGGGGGGAUUUCUUCAGCUGCUAAUAUUAUCGAGCAGUCCGAAUGCAGAACGGGAGUUUGCUCAUGGAUUUUCAGACCACGCUGUUCUGCUCGUGUCCCAGGACACCAUCAGAACAUCCACUCUUUCUUCGUCAAGUGGCUUCGCCCCUGGAAAGUCUAGAUCGGGCUUGGUCCGUCGCAACCAGUGCGUGCCUCUGGAUCCUCAUUCGUCGUGCCAGUAGUAACUGAUUACGACUUUCCUUGACCUCCAGUGAAUUUCCUCGGCUUUGUUUCGUGUGUGAUGUUUUUGGCAUCACUUCUUUUAUACCAUGCAUCUCCUCUCUUCAUCAAAAUUACAAGAGGUCAAAAUCUGCUGCAACGCCGCAGUCUGGCGAGGCUAGACGAGGAAAUUGAUCAUGGGUCAACUGGGUUCUAUGAGCGUGGAUCACCGGCACCUCAGUGCGUUUGCUGACAGGAUGGAUCGAUAGAGUUUAGAGCGUAAGCAGAAUGCAAAAUGCGAUGGGAAUGGCGUUAAUAUUCGCAGUCGGGAAGGGGAUCAGGUGCUUCAAAACAUAUCUCAAGAGAUUCAGUGGUGAAAAACACAUAUCUAGUCCACAGUGUUCUGAAGUGUUUCACUUUGGAAACUUGUAAGAAGCCUAUAAAGCAUCAGCUCUAUUGAGGUGUGGACUCCACAACUCGAACCGUGAAGGAAAACGACGUCGACUCUUCUUCUUCAUUUAGGAUCGCAAAGGCUCAAAUUUUUGCAGCAAUAUAUGAUUCUGAUAUCGACUUUUGAGGUUAUGAAAGCCAG